CGGUGAAUUGAUUCGGCGAUUCCAAGGUGUGGAUUGCAGAGAGAGAGAUAUGGAGGCGUGGGUGGCCUUCGAGGAUUCCGGCGUGUAUGGUGGCGUAGUGGUGGAGCUACUUGAGCGGGUGUGUUCUGUGGACGCGGAGUGCAGGAUAGAGGCGGCGAGGGAGAUACGAUGGUUGACGAAGACGUCGUCGAAGAACAGGAGGCAGCUUGCCGGCGCUGUUGAGGCUCUCGUCUCUAUGCUUCGGUCUGAAAUUCCGGAGGAAGCUCAGGCGGCAGUACUCGCGCUUCUUAAUCUUGCCGUCAAGGAUGAAAGGAAUAAGAUCAAAAUUGUGCAAGCUGGGGCACUUUACUCACUCUGUGAUUUUCUGAAAUCAUCAGACCCAAUUCUGCAAGAAUAUGCCACUACUUCUAUCUACACUCUGUCUGCCUCCUCGAUGAACAAAACCCCCAUCUGCGCAGCAGGUGCCAUUCCCCUGCUCAUCAUGGUCCUCACAGAUGGAACCCCACAAGCCAAGAUCGAUGCCGCCGCCUCUCUCUUCAACCUCUCCACAGUCAAAGAGAACCUGAGCUCCAUCCUCUCAUCCCAUCCUAUUCCACCCAUCAUAAGCCUUCUCAAAUCCAUCAAAAAAUCUUCCAAAACAGCUGAGAAGUGCUGCGCUCUCUUGGAAUCCUUGCUAAGUUUUGACGAGUUAGGCACUGCGGCUGCCUUGACAUCAGUCGAAGGCGGAGUGCUUACAGUAGUUGAAGUACUGGAGGAUGGCUCUGUGGUAAGCAAAGAGCAUGCCGUCGGCACACUAUUAAAGAUGUGUAAGAGUGAUCGUAAAAGAUACAGGGAAAUCAUUCUCAAUGAAGGCGUGAUUCCCGGACUUUUAGAGCUUACAGUUCAGGGAACUCCCACAGCUCAGGUGAAGGCUCGUGAGAUGCUGCAGCUGCUGAGAGAGUCCCCUUACCCGCGGCGGGAACUUCGAGCAGAUACACUCGAAAACAUAGUGUACAACAUAGUGUCUAGAAUGGAUGGAGAUGAUAAGGUAGGGUUGAAUAUGGCGAAGAAGAUGCUGGCUGAAAUGGUGCAGGUCAGCAUGGAGCAGAGCCUCAGGCAUUUACAGCAGAGGGCUUUUGUCUAUACCCCCUCAGAUCUUUCUCUUGGUAGCUGUAGUAAUUCUCAGGUUCGUUUGAAGUAGAGAAGAGAGAUAUUUAUGUUACAUCUUCUCAUCUCUCAGUGUUUUACAUAUGUUGUAGUAAAAGAAAGGUUAAAGAUGCCAGUCCAGGCCAUGAAGGUAACUGGUGACUGGUUAGUGUUCAUACAUAAAGUGUAUGGUUACAUAUGUGCAGGAAUUCAGCAUAGAUGGGAUUUGUGCUGAGACCAUGUAUACAGUACAAAAUUUCGUUCAACAAUGAAGAUUGCAACUUCUUAUUUCA
Molecule: messenger RNA, 1418 nt
Organism: Phalaenopsis equestris
Lineage: Eukaryota; Viridiplantae; Streptophyta; Magnoliopsida; Asparagales; Orchidaceae
Product: U-box domain-containing protein 4-like
Exons: 2
Coding region: 50-1180 (376 amino acids)
Cellular component (GO): nucleus; cytoplasm
Molecular function (GO): protein binding
Source: RefSeq, a predicted model, not a curated record